AUGGAGCAUAUCGCGAGUCUACCAGAGGUGACGGAGAUGGACUAUAUCAUGGGACACGGUGUAUUUUGCGAUACUUGUACUACUCUGACUACACGCGGCGAGACUUUCCUGUGGAAUCUGGAAAGAGUUACAAAACAGUCCCGAGCCUUUGAUGGUCAGUAUAUGACACUUUUGAGCGACAGCGGAGACACGAAUGUGGACCUCUACGUUAUAGACACUGGAAUCGAUAUAACGCAUACUAAUUUUGACGGCCGUGCAUCGUUCGGAGAUAAUUUUACUGGCAAAAUGGCUGUACUCAAUGGCGAUGGCACAAGUGUUGCCGGCUAUGCAAUGUCAAGAAAAUUUGGAGUGGAAAAGCAAGGAAACGCAAUUUCUGUAAAGGCUCUAGCGGGUGAACAAGGCAUAGGGAAUUCUCGAAUCACCAUGGAUGCAUUUCAAUAUGUAGUUGAUCAAGUCAAUUGGCGGGGCAAUAACAGGCGGACAGUUGUCAACAUGAGUCUUGGCGGAGGUCGGAGUACUGUUUUCAACUACUUUGUCAAUGCGAUUGUAUCACAUCUGAACACAGUUGUUGUAGUCGCUGCUGGAAAUGAGAAUCGGGAUGCCUGUAAUGUUUCACCCGCAAGUGCGGAGUUGGCCAUAACCGUGGGUGCAUUCACUAUCACGGAUUCUCGGGCUUCAUUCAGCAACUUUGGGUCCUGUGUUGACAUAUUUGCACCUGGCCAGAGCAUUCGAAGCGUUACUCUAAACAACCGCGAUCAGUUG
Molecule: messenger RNA, 762 nt
Organism: Sphaeroforma arctica JP610
Lineage: Eukaryota; Ichthyosporea; Ichthyophonida
Exons: 6
Biological process (GO): proteolysis
Molecular function (GO): serine-type endopeptidase activity
Source: RefSeq, a predicted model, not a curated record